CAGCAGCCGCCGCCACCACUCUCAUCUGACAGCAGCCGAAGCCAGUCCAACAGAAACCACUGCCAUCGCCAGAUCCACAGCAGCCACCGCUUGUCUUGGAGAAGCUGCCAUCAGCACCACAGCAGCUACUGAUCAGCGAUGGAAAAUGGUGCUGUAUGAACGACUCCAUCGUACAGCUCGUCGACACCAAGGCUGUGAUGAGUGAGCAGGCCUACAUGCUCUUCUAUAUUCGGUCCCCAGAAUUGAAUGCGCAACCAACGGACAGCUACCGCCCGCUGGAGCACGUCAAGGCGACGUCUAAGUUGUGCAUCAAACGUUCCCACUCGGCGAUGGAGACCCAGGACCUCGUCACUGAACAGCAGCUCUCUUCACUGGCACGCAAGAAAUUCAAGAUGGCCAACCACCCCAACGGGAACAACUGCCGGAGCAACUGCAAGGGCGACGGCAGAAACAGCGGCAGCAGCUGCUACCGGCAACGCCAGGCACGCAACAGCCGCGGCCGCCGCCCCAAGUCCCAGAGCAUCCGCCACCACCCCGAUCUCCAAGCAGCCACUGCCAGUCCAACAGCAACCACCGUCACCGCCAGUUCCGCAGCAACCAUCGCCAGUCCCGCAGCAGCCAAUACCACCACCACCACAUGUCUCGAAGAAGUCAGCGCCACAGCAGCCAUCGCCAGUCCCGCAGCAGCCGCCACCACCCUCAUCUCACAGCAGCCGUCGCCAGUCUUGGAGAAUCUGCCAUCAGCACCACAGCAGCUACUGCCACCGCCAGUCCUGCAACAGCCACCACCACUACAGCUUGUUUUGAAGAAGCCGUCUCCUCGCAGUCGCUGCCAUUCUAACAACAGCCGCCACCACCCCCCAAUCUCAUAGCAGUUGCCGCUGGUCCAGCAGAAACCACUAUCGUCGCCAAAUCUACAACAGCCACCGCCUGUCUGGGAGAAGCCGCAGUUAGUACUACAGCAGCUGCCGUCACCGCCUGUCCCCCAGAAGCCACUUCCAACGCCAGUCCAACAGCAGCCACCGCCACUCUGGUCUCACAGCAGCCACCACCGGUGUAACAACUGGCACUCGCCCCACCGAUAGUGGUUGGUGCCUGAAUUCCACACGAUCAAGUGGCUCACCCUUUGCUUCCUCUCAAAUUCAAACUAAUUUUGAGAGACAUUUUAGGAAGGCACCAGGAAGCGGCUCACCAUGGCGUCGCCGGUGCCCCAAAAUGUACUCAUCGCCAGCUCCACCAUCAGCACCUGAAAUCACUUGAACAUCAUUGGAAUCACCUUGGACUCUACAUUCUCACUCGACGACCACAUUCUCUACAAUAAAGAGUUCCAAUUAUUACCUCAGGGCCUUAUGGCACACCUGUCCAAUGCUGACAUGGAAAACAUUUAAAGAAACUCUAAACUCACAAUCCACAACGACUUGAAAAACUCAGCAUGAAAGCGCUUAAAAUCACGCAUGCAUUCUGGGAAACAAGAGCCAAGAUCCAUGCAGCCGACACCAACCCAUUACGGCUUGGAGAUUCUGUUCAUUACGAGAUCAAUCGUCAAGAGAGUUGGCCCCAGGAACGUUAUUGUCAUGGUGACCGUAAAAUGAACCGUCCCAUAACAAAUGAAGACAAAAGUUGUGUUCCGCGCAACGUGAGGCUGGAGUGCGGUCUCAGUGAGGUCGUGCAAGGUAUUCCCUACGGUUCUUGUCUCUGUUCAUUUGAAAUGUGGGGCAUUAUUUUGCGUUGUGUCGGGGAUUUAAAAAGUCACCGCUGUUGCAAAGUAUUUAUUUAUUGAACUAUGAAUACGUCGGCAUUUUUUAUACUACAUAUCUGUUAAAUCUUUACUUAAAGCUUUCGUGACUGCAGGAAUUCAUAUUCUUUGGGUCUUUCGGUAAAGCCACGUAGAUAGAAAAAAUAAUCAAAAUAAUAACAAUAAUCUCUAAACCUUUAUAUACAGCCUGCCUCGGCAGAUUUCCCCCUCUUUUUUCACCUCAAGACGAUUGCUUGUGUUGCGAUCGAAACGUUGUGAUAUUGUUAUUAUUUUGAUAAUUGUUUCUAUCUACGUGGCUUUACCGAAAGACUCAAAGAAGACAUAUCUGUUACUUUGUUUU
Molecule: messenger RNA, 2096 nt
Organism: Lethenteron reissneri (Far Eastern brook lamprey)
Lineage: Eukaryota; Metazoa; Chordata; Hyperoartia; Petromyzontiformes; Petromyzontidae
Source: RefSeq, a predicted model, not a curated record